Molecule: messenger RNA, 708 nt
Organism: Mangifera indica (mango)
Lineage: Eukaryota; Viridiplantae; Streptophyta; Magnoliopsida; Sapindales; Anacardiaceae
Product: oleosin G-like
Exons: 1
Coding region: 90-575 (161 amino acids)
Biological process (GO): lipid storage
Cellular component (GO): monolayer-surrounded lipid storage body; membrane
Source: RefSeq, a predicted model, not a curated record
CUACUUCAUCUUCUUCAAUCUUUCACCUCUCAACAUUCCCCACAAACCCCUUUCUUCUUCUUCAUCUCCAAACCUCAGUUUCAAACUCUAUGGCCGAACGAAACCCCACCCACCAACGGCCCUCCAGACCUAACCACUCCCUCAACGCCAACUCCUUUCUCCGAAAACUCCAAUCCCACGCACCCAACUCCGCCCAACUCCUCGGCUUUCUAGCCCUUUUCAUCUCUGGCUCCAUUCUCCUCCUCCUCACCGGCUUAACCAUCACUGCAACGAUUAUCGGCCUUAUUUUCUUCGCCCCAUUGCUCAUCAUUUCGAGCCCCAUUUGGGUUCCCAUCGGAACCGUUCUGUUCGUCGUCGUUGCUGGGUUCUUGUCCGUUUGCGGGGUCGGUUUGGCGGUCUUGGCAGGUUUGUCGUGGAUGUAUCGAUACUAUCGGGGGCUCCACCCGCCCGGAUCGGACCGGUUCGACUACGCAAGGAGUCGAAUUUAUGACACGGCGAGUCACGUGAAGGAUUAUGCAAGAGAGUAUGGCGGGUAUCUGCAGAGUAAAGUGAAGGAUGCAGCUCCCGGUGCUUGAAGAAUUGGCCGGCUGGUUGAAGAGGGUUUUGUUUUGUCUUUAAGGCUUUUGUUUGGUUUUUCUCUUUUUUUUUUCUUUUUUUUUUUGGGUUUUCGGUUUAAUGGAAAAAUAGAGGUUUUAAUUUUGCAUGAAA